UGAUGUAUUACAGUAACACACAGACACACACACACACACACACACACACACACACACACACACACACACACACACACACACACACACGCCAGUGCGGAGAAGGUCUGAAUUGCGAAGCACUUAAUGUUUACAUAGCGAUUACAUGUACGUGUACCACUGAGGUCAUUGUCGUCCAACAGCGGAUUGAAAUUUCCCAAGACGAGUCAUCGAUACUAGACUCGCUGCCAUCGCUGGAUAUCUCUCUACACAGUAUGUCUGAAAUAAUGGACAAGGAACCGGUGCGAAUAUCGUUCGAAGACAUUACUGCAGCAUCUUUUCGUAUUAGAGAUGGAGUUGUCAAGACUCUGUGUGAGAAGUCGCAGCUGUCGGAAUCGAUAGGAAUGGAGCUCUACUUUAAGAAGGAGUUUAUGCAGUACACUGGCAGUUUCAAAGAGAGAGGAGCUCGGAACACACUCAAACAACUGACUAAAACUCAGAAGGAGAUUGGAGUUAUUGCUGCAUCAGCAGGCAAUCAUGCUUUAGCACUCGCUUAUCACGGAAAGCAACUGGGAAUUCCUGUGACUGUUGUGAUGCCAACGAGAGCACCUAUCAUGAAAGUUACAUCUUGCAGAGAAUGUGGAGCUACUGUCAUUAUACACGGCGAUCAUAUUGGACACAGCAAAGACUAUGCAACGAAGGUGGGUGAAGAGAACGGAUAUACUUAUAUCAAUGGAUAUGAUCAUCCAGCUGUAUUAGCUGGCCAAGGGACUAUUGGGUUGGAAAUAAUUGAACAGGUUCCAGAUGUGGAUGCAGUGGUCGUGCCUGUUGGAGGCGGCGGCUUACUAGCUGGAAUAGCUGUUGCUGUGAAGGCACUCAAACCUGAAAUCACAGUGAUUGCAGUGGAGAGUGAGAAUUGUCCUGGGUUUUCAGCAUCGUGGAAAGCUGGCCAUCCUGUCAAAGUGAAUAGUUUACCAACUCUUGCGGAUGGUUUGGCUGUUCCCUUGGUCGGCUCUAAUGCUUUUGCCACUGCACAGCCAUUUGUGGAUAAAGUCAUUACUAUCAGUGAAAACCACAUUGCCAUUGCCAUUCUUCGUCUUGUGGAAAAUGAGAAAGCAGUCGUUGAAGGAGCAGGGGCUACGGGGUUUGCUGCUUGCAUUGCUGGUAUGCUAUCAGAACUGAAAGGCAAAAAAGUUGUUAUUCCACUUUGUGGUGGUAACAUCGAUACAACACUUCUCGGUCGAUGCUUGGAGCGCGGUCUUGCUGCUGAUGGUCGUUUGUGCCGAUUUGUGGUGACAGUCAGAGAUACUCCGGGUGGUUGUGCAGAGCUUACAAAGAUCCUAUCUGAAAUGGGCGCAUGUAUCAAGGAUAUAUUUCACGAGAGAGCUUGGGUUUACUCCGAUAUAUUUAGUGUUGAGAUCAAGUGUGUAGUUGAGACACGAGAUGCACAACACGGCGAAGAGCUGCAUGUAGAAUUAGAAAAACAUUAUCCUGGUCGCUUACGCUGGGGAGCUGCUCACAGAAGAGGCUCGGCGUCAGUGUCAUAACUGAAGAGAACAAAUUUAAUGUUCAGAUUGGUUUUUAUGAGAAGUCUUUGGAAAUAGCAUUGAAAUGUAUGAAUUAGAUUUCACUACAGCUAUUAUAGUAACUUGUUAUGGUAUUGACACUGAUUGUGGUGUUUCCUGUUGUUAUACAUUUUACAUCAAUUGGAAGUUACAAUGGGAGCAUUAUA
Corticium candelabrum is the source of this 1708-nucleotide messenger RNA. RefSeq names its product L-threonine ammonia-lyase-like. The record is from RefSeq and is a predicted model, not a curated record. Gene Ontology annotation, molecular function: L-serine ammonia-lyase activity; threonine deaminase activity. The coding region runs from base 3 to 1523 and encodes 506 amino acids. NCBI's taxonomy places the organism in Eukaryota, Metazoa, Porifera, Homoscleromorpha, Homosclerophorida, Plakinidae. Gene Ontology annotation, biological process: L-serine catabolic process; L-threonine catabolic process. The transcript has 13 exons.